UUAAUCUCAAUCAGCCUUUCAAACUACAUAUUUUCCGCUAAUUUCACAGGUGGUUUAUGUGAAUGACAAUUUGUUUAAAUUAGAAAGGUAAUUUCUACCUUAAAAUUAUUCUCUAUGCAAAAUAGCAUGGACAUGCUCGCUUCUUUUUUCGCUGGUAGUUACGCAGUUUACAAUAGAAUGAAUCCCCAAAGAAGACAAGAACUUUACUCCAAUUUCGGGUAUUAUCCAACACAAAUACCACAACUCAUUCCGUUACAGACAGUCAGUAAUGCACAGCUAUCUUCUCUACCUGAAAGUGAGCUUAGUGAUAGAAAAACAAAACAUGACGAAGAAAGAAAAGGGAAACUAGACGAAACUCCGUCCACUGGUAAAGAAAAAAUGAAGUUUUCAAUUGACAGUAUAUUGAAUGACUCAAGAGAGGUAGCACAUGAGACGACUAAGACUGUCCCUGGACAAGCAAAUAUAAAUGUGGUAGAUUCUGAUGAAACAGACGAUGAAGACGAUAGUUUACCAUGGUUACAGUGCACGAGAUAUAAACCACCAAAACUAUCAAGAAACAAAAGGAAAGAUUGUAUUAAGAAAAGAAAGCUUGGUCGAAACCCCAGAGUUCCUUUUACACAACAUCAAGUAGCGGCAUUAGAGCAGAAAUUUCGUCGAACACAGUACCUUAGUAGUAUGGAUGUUGCUGAGUUAUCUACCCUGUUGAAUCUUACAGAAACAAGGGUGAAGAUAUGGUUUCAGAACAGACGUGCGCGCGAAAGACGAGACCGUGAAGCUGCACAAAGAGGACAAAUAAUCCAGAACAAACAAUCAACAGCCAUGUUUUCUGGAAUGCUAUGGCCGUUCUCUAACAAUGUAAGAACGCCGACGCCACCACAGACAUUCCAAUUCGGUACUCCAUCAAGUAACUCCAUAAAAUGAUUUAAACAUUCUUAUUCAUUCGUAGAGCUGAGAACGGUGUUGUU
Molecule: messenger RNA, 965 nt
Organism: Mytilus trossulus (common blue mussel)
Lineage: Eukaryota; Metazoa; Mollusca; Bivalvia; Mytilida; Mytilidae
Product: homeobox protein MSH-D-like
Exons: 3
Coding region: 115-921 (268 amino acids)
Biological process (GO): regulation of transcription by RNA polymerase II; embryonic morphogenesis
Cellular component (GO): nucleus
Molecular function (GO): RNA polymerase II transcription regulatory region sequence-specific DNA binding; DNA-binding transcription factor activity, RNA polymerase II-specific
Source: RefSeq, a predicted model, not a curated record